Colletotrichum paranaense is the source of this 2271-nucleotide messenger RNA. RefSeq names its product ubiquitin fusion degradation protein. The record is from RefSeq and is a predicted model, not a curated record. The transcript has a single exon. The coding region runs from base 1 to 2271 and encodes 756 amino acids. Gene Ontology annotation, cellular component: VCP-NPL4-UFD1 AAA ATPase complex. NCBI's taxonomy places the organism in Eukaryota, Fungi, Ascomycota, Sordariomycetes, Glomerellales, Glomerellaceae. Gene Ontology annotation, molecular function: polyubiquitin modification-dependent protein binding.
AUGGAGAACGAACAACCCGAGUUGAAGUGGUCUGCACCGUUUGCGGUCGUGCCUCCCAUCAAAUCUGCUUCGAGAGACUUGCGCGGUGACAAGAUCCUGCUUCCUCAGUCCGCCCUCGAGCAACUGCUCGCAGCGUCUCCGAGACCACCCGCGCCCUCCAAUUCGACCUUCACUUCCUACGACCCCUUCAAUCCAUACGCGCGACAGCAGCAGAGCCUCUACCAAGAGACCUCCCAGCAACUGCCGAACCCUUUAAUGUUUCGCCUGGUCAAUCAAAAGAACGGAAAUACUGUAUACGCUGGCAUCCGCGAGUUUUCGGCCGAGGAAGGGGAAAUUGCGCUGGGUCCAUAUCUCAUGGAUGCUUUAGGGCUACUCCCUACUGACUUUUCUGUCGAUUCCCUCCCAAAAGAGGCAUCUGAAUCGACAUCUGGCAUGGUUCUCGAUACUGAACCACGGUUGACGGUCCACGCCAAGCAACUACCCAAGGGCACCUACGUCCGGCUCAGACCCCUCGAAGCCGGCUAUGAUCCCGACGACUGGAAAUCACUUCUCGAACGCCAGCUACGCGAAAGCUACACAACACUCACAAAGGAAACGGUCCUGUCUGUGCGCGGCGUCAAGGGCGAAGACUUCAAGUUCCUGGUCGAUAAAUUCUUGCCAGAAGGUGACGGCAUUUGCGUGGUUGAUACGGAUCUGGAAGUGGACAUUGAGGCUUUGAAUGAGGAGCAGGCUCGCGAGACUAUGCGCCAGAUUAUGGCCAAAGUUCAGCCUGGUGCUUCUAAUGGAAGCUCAAUAGGAGGCGAGAUUGACGUGUGGAAGCCUGUCAACGGCCAGGUUUUGCAGGGGGAAUACAUCGAUUACGAACUACCCUCUUGGGAUCGGACCCGACCCUUGACGAUUGAACUUUCCAAACUCCCUCACCCUGAUCGUAUCGACUUGUUCGUCAGUCCGAGAUCAGCACGACAGCGAGCACGACCGCGAGAUUCAGAAUAUGUCUUUGGCAACUUCAAUCCUGCUGAAGACGGCAUCAAGUUCAUCACUAUACAACCCACAAAUGUCGAAAUGGAGAGUGCUGAAGAGCUUCUCAUUUCAAUCUAUUGCUAUCCGCUGAUCGGCAACGAUCAAGUCCCAAACCCAGCAUCCUAUCAACUCAGGGUCAGAGCUGAGGCGGGAGAAGCAUCAAAAGAUGUACCUUUUGGCUCGGAACCCGGGGACUCUAGGUCUCCAGACGAAGAGCAGUGUACGAAUUGUCUGCAGUGGAUUCCUCAGCGGACAAUGGUCUUGCAUCAGAACUUCUGUCUUCGGAAUAAUGUUACCUGUCCAAAGUGCAAACGUGUCUUGAAGAAGGGAUCGGAUGAGUGGGAAACUCAUUGGCACUGCGAGCAUGACGAUGCUUUUGGAGAUUCGCUGGCGAGCAAGGCCAAACACAAUGCCGUGCGUCACACUGAACAGCAGUGUCUUGGCUGCGAAUACACUGCUUCAUCCUUGGUGGAAUUGGCGCUACACCGCACAAGUGUCUGUCCUGGCAAACUCAUUCUUUGCCAGUUUUGUCACCUCGAGGUACCACAAGAGGGGGAUCCAUUCAAUCCUUCGGCAGAAACAAUCUUGUCUGGCUUGACUUCGCAUGAGCUAGCAGACGGCGCGAGAACCACCGACUGCCACUUGUGUGGCAAGAUCGUACGGAUGCGAGAUAUGUCAGCUCAUAUGAAGCACCACGAAUUGGACAAAAUCGCUCGAAAAAAGCCCGAAAUCUGCCGCAACAUCAACUGUGGCCGCACCCUGCAUGGCGUCGGAUCUGCUGGAGUUGUUGGUGCCGGAACAGCAAUGGGUCAGGGACCCGGUAACGAUCUGGGUCUCUGCUCGCUGUGCUUCGGCCCCCUCUACGUCAGCAUGCAUGACCCAGAGGGCAAAGCGCUCCGGCGACGUAUCGAGAGAAGAUAUCUCGGCCAGCUGAUGACCGGUUGUGGUAAGAAGUGGUGUGGAAACGAGUGGUGCAAGUCAGGGAGGAUCAACCUUGGACUUGAUGCGAAGGGUGGCAGCGCGCAGGCCGCUCUUCCGCUCGUGAAGCCGCUCGUGCAAAGCAUUCCCGAGAUGAAAGAGCCCAUGCACUUUUGCGUCGAUGAGGCUUCACAACGACGGAGGAGAUUAGCGGAAAUGCUGGCGAGUGAGGGUGUAUGGGACUUUGAAUGGUGCAUAGCGGCAUGCGAAGCGAGCUCAGGAGAUUUGGAUAAAGCGCGAGAAUGGCUGUCCAAUUGGGCGCCUAUGAAAUGA